CCUGAAUAUACCGCGAUCACGACGCUUUCGGAGUGAACGAAUCGAAACAUCGUCUCUGCUAGAGCUAAUACAAAUAAAAAUAUUUAUUUCAAUUCGAGGAUAAAAAAUGUCACACAACAAUCAUACCACCAACGGCGCAGGAAGAUGUAAGAUGGCGACGAUCGACAAGCUGUUCACUACGGUGCAGCCGAAGAGCGGCGACACCGGCAACAAGGUGACGGUGGUGGGCGUGGGCCAGGUCGGCAUGGCUGCCAUCUUCUCCAUGCUCACGCAGGGCGUGACCAACAAUGUGGCGCUCGUGGACGUGAUGGAAGACAAGCUGAAGGGGGAGAUGAUGGACUUGCAGCACGGCUCCGCCUUCAUGAGGAACGCCAAGAUACAGGCCAGCAAGGAUUAUUCAAUAUCGGCGGGCUCGAAGAUUUGCAUCGUGACGGCGGGCGUGCGGCAGCGCGAGGGCGAGACCCGUCUCGACCUGGUGCAGCGCAACACCGACGUACUCAAGCACAUCAUUCCUCCGCUAGUGAAGUACAGCCCGGACGCGAUCUUCCUGAUCGCCAGUAACCCGGUGGACAUCCUGACGUACGUGACUUGGAAGCUGAGCGGGCUGCCCAAGCACCGCGUCAUCGGCUCCGGCACCAACCUGGACUCGGCGCGCUUUCGCUACCUGCUCUCCGAGAAACUCGGCGUCGCCACCACCUCCUGCCACGGGUACAUCAUCGGCGAACACGGGGAUUCCAGCGUUCCGGUAUGGUCCGGCGUGAACAUCGCCGGUGUCCGGCUCAGCGACCUGAACCCGAAGAUCGGCACCGACACCGACCCCGAGCACUGGAAGGACACGCACGGCGCGGUGGUGAAGAGCGCCUACGAGGUCAUCAAGCUGAAGGGCUACACGUCGUGGGCCAUCGGCCUGUCGCUCUCGCAGCUGGCUCGCGCUAUCCUUACCAACGCCAUGAGCGUCCACGCCGUUUCUACUUACAUCAAGGGCGAGCAUGGUGUGGAGGAGGAGGUGUUCCUGUCGCUGCCGUGCGUGCUGGGCAGCGGCGGCGUGUGCGACGUGGUCCGCCAGCCGCUCACCGUCGAGGAGGCGGCCGAGCUGCGCAACUCCGCCGCGCUCAUGGCCAACGUGCAGGCCGGCAUCAACUUCUAAACUUACUACCAACAUCAACAAUCCUCACCUAACUCAGUGCGCAGAAACGCACUUUAUAUUUAAACUAGACUAGAGCAAUGACCUACCUACUACUUUUUUGUGUGCUACUCUGCAGCGGCGCCACCAUCAAUUAAUUAUUGUGGUAAUAUGAUGUGCCUGAAUCGUACAUCAUGUACCUAGGUAUAAUGUACAUUAUAAUGUACAUGCUACACGCGAAAUAAAUGUGUAGUUAUCUACAAAUAAAAAAUAUCUAUAGGGUGGGCCAGUGAUAAAUUAUCUUUUCGUAUUGACGUCUUUCGUUAAAAUACAUUUAUCGUUGGCCCAUCCUAUAUUUAGAAAAAUAUAGUAAAAAUACAUGGCAGCAUUACAUUCAUUCUCCCGAUAUAUUUUUGGACCACUCUUAUGAGUGGACAAGGAAUCUAAAAAUCGAAACCAAAGAUAUUUUGAAACUUAUUAGGAGUAAACUUACUUGUAUACAUCAUAUUGUACCUAUUGGAGGCAUUUUAUUUAUUUUGGUACAGUCAGAACUUAACACCAGGCGCAGGUAGUUGAGGCGGAUGCAUCCUUUGGCGCCCAUUGGGAGAAGUCCCACCAGGGAAAUGGGGACAACUGGGAAGGAAACAUUCCCAGUCAGUUGUUAUCACGGGGACAAGUAACUGUAGAACUUUCUUUGCAGGUAGUAGCACGUGUGGUUUUACUUAAUAGACAAAGGAUUAGCCGUUCGGGGCCAGCUCCAAAACGAACGACUAGGUAUACAGGAAAAUCGAGCUUCUAUUGUCGCGCCAUUGUUUGACAAUUGUAUUUUAGUUUUUUGAUCGCCACAGUCGGCCAUGGGCGUUAUAUAAAAUAGUCGUGGCAAUCAAAGGAUUAAAUAUUUUUUACAUCCUUACAUAAGGGUUUUUCUUGGGCAGGGCUUGUUGUUGCAACCGAUUUAUAAAUUGGUGAAGGCUCUCUAAAUUCCUAAAUGUACUGUGUGUGUGUGUGUGUGUGUUCUUUAUUAAAUUUGCUGUAAGAUCAGAUGUAUGAACAAGUGAAGAUAUUUUUUUUAAAUAUAAUGUAGUAGUAGUAGUCAAUUUGUUACCGAUAAAUUCUAUAAUAAACAGAUCGUUAACACAAAAUAAGCCGUGAGUAUACAGAAAUCGUUAUAUAAUUGUAUGAAAUUGUUACAAUACCUAUUUAUUUAUUUAUUUUAUUUAUAUGAGCCUAGGGUGUCCCACUGCUGGGCAAAGGCCUCCCUCCCCCCUUUCCACGUAUCCCGGUCUUGACCCGUCUCUCCCACCAGUUCCUGUCAAAGGCGUCAAGGUCUUCUCGAUACCUAAUCCUGAUAUAGAUAUAAUAUAUGUAAGUACCUUAUGUAUAUAUUUUAUACAAGCUUUUAUUUCAUAAUCUAAAUAUGUAUAUGAAUUCGUUCGUCUGAUUGUUUAUCAUAUUUAUAGUAAAUAAUUAUUGCCACAAAUUAAUGUCCAGUUUAAUUAAAACUAGCUACUAAUAAUAGACGAUGUUUAUUGUAUCAGUUAGCAGCACUGAUACAAUAAGCAUCAUCUAUUAUUUUCUCAGUAUUUUUGUACAUUUUUUAAAUCUUACUAGUAAGUUUUGUAAAACCUAGUCAAGAUGACAAGUGUGAAAAACGUGUACCUAUUGAUUGCAGUAUUUAUAUCAUUAAGUUUAUAUUAUAAUUUUAAGUUCCGAAUUUGUCCAAGGCAUUUUAAUAAAUAUAAAUCUUAAACAA
This is a messenger RNA of Cydia strobilella, 2876 nucleotides long. RefSeq names its product L-lactate dehydrogenase (gene Ldh). Gene Ontology annotation, biological process: pyruvate metabolic process; lactate metabolic process. The record is from RefSeq and is a predicted model, not a curated record. The transcript is spliced from 7 exons. Bases 107 to 1147 code for a protein of 346 amino acids. Gene Ontology annotation, cellular component: cytoplasm. Gene Ontology annotation, molecular function: L-lactate dehydrogenase (NAD+) activity. NCBI's taxonomy places the organism in Eukaryota, Metazoa, Arthropoda, Insecta, Lepidoptera, Tortricidae.